UUUCCAGCAAUCUAUGGUGAAUUUGCAGCAACGAAUGCAAGCAAAAUAUGGGACAAGGUGAAGAGGUGAAGACUAGGAGUGAUCCCCAAGUCGAUAUUCAGGAAAGAGGGGAAAUAUUUUUCUUCUACAGGCCGAAAGUGAAUAGAGAAGAAGCUCACAGUGCAGAUGAUGUUCAAAGGAUGUACAUAGUUUUACGCCCAGAAUCUGGUGAAAGGCCAGUGGAGGAAAAACAAGCCCCUGAUUCUGGUAAAGAAGGUGCCAAGUCUAAGCAUAGUCCUAGUUCGAGUCAUGAGGAGGAUGUAGGCGAAAACGAUGAUGAAAAUCGCCGAAUCAAGGAGCAUCCUGAAGGCGGACAUGGAGUGCAGGAAGUGAACAUAGAAAAACAACCACUGUUACGAUUCAUCGUUAUGGGGCGGAAGAGUCUUCCCGAUCCAGCAAAGAAGAGUAGGCCUUUUUGGGGAUUUGUAGAAUUGGUCACCACAAAGGUUGAUGAUAUCAAAGAUGCUCUCCAAGGAGAAGAAUAUGAAACCGCGACAAGGGGACAUCGGCACAAGCCAAAUGCUAGGGCCUUAGGAGAAGGUGUAUACCGUAUCCUAAGGCACAAAUACUCUGAAACAAAGAUGCACACUCAUUUGGUAUACAAGCUAGAACUUCCACCCGAAGACAAGAAAAACGAACCUCAAGAAGGGCUUAAUGUAGAGCGAGAAGGCUCUUUCAUUAUCCAGAUAAAGAGUCCCGAACAAGGUGGAGGGAGAUCUGAAUUUCAAGGAAUGAGCAAAAAACGCAAAGCUGUAUUUCCAGCACACUUGCAAGGGCAGUUUGGGGGUAAACGAUUUGGACCGGCUGAUCCUCCCGACUUUUUGAACUACGAAGGGUGUGAAUUCCUCCUUAUAUCGGCAUCUGACGACAUAGAGGAAGAACUAGGUUUGGAGCUCCACCCUGAGACAGAAGUGCCAGAUCCGAAGUGCUCAGAUUUGGUCAAGACUUUUGGAGCAGAUGCCAUUCCAACCACUCCGCUUUUUGAAGGUGCUUGGUGCUAAUGCCUUGAUGAUUGCAUACAUCUCUCGGAGGUUUCGGUUUUUCUAGUGCUAAUACUGUAGACUUGGAAACAAAAUAAUGUAGGAUGCUUUUGUGACCCGUCUAAAGAAGUAAAGAUCACAACAUCAUAUGUAUGUAUGGUUUAGUAAAGAACGGUGGUCUUAUGAAGAUCAUAUGCAUGCAUGGUUUAGUCUAGCACAGUGAAUUUAAGAAGUAACAUGGUUUUGUUUAGGUAUGUGCUACAUUGAAUGUGCAACAUGGUUUAUUUUAGGAAGCUUGUGUCAUGUUGAUUAUGCAGUAUGUGGUUUAUGGUAGAAAUGUAGCUUUGUAUACUA
Molecule: messenger RNA, 1373 nt
Organism: Beta vulgaris subsp. vulgaris (sugar beet)
Lineage: Eukaryota; Viridiplantae; Streptophyta; Magnoliopsida; Caryophyllales; Amaranthaceae
Exons: 4
Coding region: 48-1040 (330 amino acids)
Source: RefSeq, a predicted model, not a curated record